AUGGCCGUCCCCCGGGAAGUAGCCGACAUUCUCCGCGAGCACGUCUUCGAUCGCAUGCCGAUCCGCCUCCUCAAGCUCCCCUCAAUGGAGCUGAUCGACCGACGACAAGUAUUUCAGCACCUCCUACCUCGGAUGUCCGAAAUCGACGACGCCUGGAUCGAACACCGCCGCACCACCACCUCCAAAGUCGUUGCCUUCCCCUCGAGAAAGCAGCUCAUCCAAGAAGGCGUCGUCGAGCGCACGCGAUACGCGAUCCUGUCUCAUACAUGGCUCGACGACGACCUUGAGGUGACGUACAACGACGCGAAGCAGGGGAGAGCGCGUACAGGGCUCGGGUACGAGAAGCUCGCAAGGUUCUGUGAGACUGCGGCUCAGAAACAUGGUGUCGAUCUGGCGUGGAUGGACACGAUCUGCAUCAACAAGGACAGCACGUCCGAACUGGACGAGUCGAUUCGCUCGAUGUACAGGUGGUACCAGGAGUCGCACAUCUGCAUCGCGUACCUUCUCAACACCACGUCCUUGGAGGACAUGCCCGGCGAUCGGUGGUUCAGGCGUGGAUGGACGCUGCAGGAGUUGUUAGCACCCGACCGCCUGAAGUUCUACAACAAAAACUGGGAGGCCCUCACAGAAGACGAGAACGAUAAACCCCACACGUACGGCAGCUCAUCCCCAAUCCACACCGCGAUCGAAAAAGCAACAGGCAUCACACCCUUCGAACUGCAAUACUUCAAUCCCGGCGUCGGGGACCUCGAAACAAAGAUGGUAUGGGCCGCCCACCGUACCACAACCCGCGGAGAAGACCGCGUCUACUCCCUUCUCGGAGUAUUCAGCGUCAACAUCCCGAUCGCCUACGGCGAAGGCGUCGAGCGCGCCUUCUUCCGCCUCAUCGAAGCCAUCCUCCAUGCCUUCCGCAACGUCUUGGGCAUCCUCAACUGGGCAUCCCAGCCAAUCUCUCAUAACAUCCACUCGUCCAGGUUGAUCCCUUCCAGGCCUGAAUGCUAUGUUGGACAUCCGAACGUAGAUCUAGACGGAAUCAGUCUUGUCCCAUUGGAGCCAAUGCUCCUCACCCACCUUGGACUACGCGUCCGGCUGCUGCUGGUAGACACCGACACGCUUACACCACCGCCUGAAGAUAGCAAGAAGCUGCUGAGCGAAGGAAAAGUCCGGCUGCAAUGCCACAAGGACAUACAGAAGGAACCUACCAUCGUCGAGCUGCUCAACGUCCAGGACCGCGACCUGUUCGGGCCCUUCCGCUUCACUUUCAAGUUCACCUUCGGGAUCUGGAACGUCCAGGAGUCGAAGGGCGGUGUUUUACUCCGCGAUACAUGUGCGGCGCUGCUGUUUAGGAUCCCACAUGUAAACCCGACCUUCUUCCAGCCUUCGGAUGCGCCAGAGGGGGGUGGGGAUGCUGAACAGGAGCCUGAAGAGGAUGACAUCGACGAACAUAAUCUCAGUCCGUGUAAAGUGGACACGAAGAAGGUCAUCACGUUUCCGAGCGCGAUUGAUUUCAGUCGGAAUCUGUCGAAUAAAGACAGGCUGAAGCGGUAUAAAAUGAAACUCUGUACUGUAUACUUGUAA
This is a messenger RNA of Cyclocybe aegerita, 1578 nucleotides long. The record is from the annotation of a GenBank genome assembly. Lineage: Eukaryota; Fungi; Basidiomycota; Agaricomycetes; Agaricales; Hemipholiotaceae.